Molecule: messenger RNA, 2925 nt
Organism: Verticillium nonalfalfae
Lineage: Eukaryota; Fungi; Ascomycota; Sordariomycetes; Glomerellales; Plectosphaerellaceae
Exons: 1
Coding region: 1-2925 (974 amino acids)
Biological process (GO): protein K48-linked deubiquitination
Cellular component (GO): cell periphery; cytosol
Molecular function (GO): cysteine-type carboxypeptidase activity; K48-linked deubiquitinase activity; cysteine-type deubiquitinase activity
Source: RefSeq, a predicted model, not a curated record
AUGUUACCAUUCCUUACGACGACUUCGCCCGGAUCAUUUCCCUCUCAGCAACGACCAAAGACCAAAGGUGACUCGACACCCAAGCCUGGCAACCCCCCUCAUGCCUUAGAUGGCAAGGAGGAUACCGUGGUCCACACAGAUAUGCUGACUCGUACUGUGAUCAGCCUUGCCGCCAUGGUCGAACGUAAACCUCUUCCUGACAAUGCCGCGACGACCUCCCUCAACAUCCCCGGGCAGUCCUCAGAAGUGAGCCCACCGUACGAAAUACCCUAUUCGCUCCGUCCUGGAGGCGCCAAUCACCCAGACCAAGCGCCAGCGGACCGUGAAGAGAAUGCCUGGGAGGAUGCAAACCCACAAAUACCAUCCAUUGUCGAACCCUCCACGCGGCCCCCCGGCAUUCCCGAAUCCUUGACACCCGGCCACCGUCCGUCCACCGAAGUCCAGCCCUCCACAUCACCCUCACGAUCCGAUACGAAUCGAUCCGAAACAAAUCCAUUCAAGCGGCGAGAACUACCACAAAACAGUUCCAGUCAUGCUGUUGGCCAAUCGUCACAGCCCCCGCCGCUUCCUCCAACGCCAGCUUUUGCCGACUUGAGCCUGGGCGAAGCGAAUACCAAUCCAUGGCAGCCCGCUUUAGAUGAAUCAAGCAAGAGUCCACAUGCUGCCGCCUCGACAUCGAAUAAUGUUACUACCGCGCCCUUACCGCCGCCGUUUCCCGCCGACUUGGGCCAGCCUGCCGAAAGCGACCCAUGGCAACGCGAGCCUUCUCCCAAGCCUCCAGUGCCACCCAUCUCGACGUCUCCCGCGCUGAUCUCCAUAUCUUCCGCUCCCGAGUCCCCAGCUUGGGACGAAGAACCUGAACAGCAGCUCUUGCGAUCGCCCCCUGUCUCCCCGGAAGCUAGCAAAGCGCUUGCCGAGGAUCGAAAUGUAUGGGACGAUGGGCUUUCUCAGAGCAAGAAUGUCAAGGCACCGGUCAUGACCCAGCCGAGUAGUAGCGACGCUGCCAUUGACGACUGGAGCCUGAUCGAUCGCGACACAAGUCUCUCGGCAGACGAUACAUCCAAGAACAAAACACACAAUCCACCCAGCACCGACAACAUCCAGGACGAGGCACCUGCUCUCCCUCCACGCCGGCCAACACAGCCAAUUCCGCCACGACACUCGCCUCGCCCCGUGGAUGGCAAGGCUGAAACGUACCAGAUCAAAAACAUCAAUUGGCACGAUCACAAGGCCGACGCGAACCCGCGCACUUCACCUAUUCUCGUGCAAAACGAAAACGGACCAUGCCCGCUCGUGGCUCUCGUGAAUGCGCUAACGCUCACAACCCCCGCUGAGCUCACGGACACGGCAUUAGUUCAAGUCCUCCGCUCGAGGGAGCAAAUUAGCCUCGGACUCUUGCUAGAUGCUGUGUUUGACGAGCUCAUGUCAUCGCGACGGACCGAAGAGGGCAGUUCAUUGCCUGACGUAGGCGAACUCUAUGCUUUCCUCAAAGGCCUGCAUACAGGCAUGAACGUGAACCCCCGAUUUGUUCCCGAUCCAAAGGUGGUCCAGGCUUUUAAGCGUACCUCACUCACUCAUCUACACCCCACCGAGCGCAGUGACAGCAUGCCGGGCACCUUUGAAGACACAGUCGAGAUGUCCUUGUAUGCAGCUUUCUCGAUCCCACUUAUCCAUGGUUGGCUGCCGGAAAGCGAUGACCCAGUCUGUGAAUCAUUCGCCCGGCAAGCAGUAUCGUACGAAGAUACGCAAAACAUCCUCUUCCGAGAGGAGGAGCUUGAGAUGAAGCUUGAGGGGGACGGGUUGACAGAAGAUGAACAACAGCUCUAUCAGGACAUAUUCUCGAUCAAGGCGUUUCUUGAGACAUCGGCCACUCAACUCACGUCCUGGGGGCUCGACGUGAUUACAAAGGCCAUGAAGCCUGGCAUGGUCGCUAUUCUGUUUCGAAACGAUCAUUUCUCCACGCUGUACCGCCACCCACAGACCCUGCAGCUUCUCAGCCUUGUCACAGAUGCCGGUUACGCAACCCACGCAGAGGUAGUGUGGGAAUCUUUGACCGAUAUCAAUGGUUUGACCUCCGAAUUUCUCUCCGGAGACUUUCGUGUCGUUGGAGGCGCGAGUAAUCAUCGUGACAGUUUGUCGGUCGGCGGGAACGAGACGCCGUGGUACGAUACCCCCGGUCCGUCUGGUGCGAGCACGUCUGCUGGCAGUCAAGGCGGUGACUGGACAUCGUCAACGGGGCACGGUAGACAAGGCUCAAAUUCGCAGGCUGUCGAAGGGGCCGACACCGAACAGGAGGAUCACGACCUUGCGCUCGCCUUACAACUACAGGAGGAAGAAAACGAACGCCACCGCUCAGAGCAGGCGCGCCGAGACCGGGAGAGGGUGCUGAGCGAACAGUAUAUCGAGCAACAAGCCCGACAAACGGGACCGGCGAGCAGCACUGGCGCAGGAGUCGGAGCCGGUAGAGGGCGGGGAACCCCAGGUGGCAACCGAGGUCGCGGCGGAGGCAACUCGUCUCUUGUCAGUCCGCGCGGCUCCAGCAAUGCGGCCACUUCAUCUGGUACACGGCGCCCUAGCGCCGUGGGCCCCUCAUCGCCUCAGCAAGUCCGGCCACUCGUUCCCCCUGUCGUCCCGCAGCGCAGAGCGCCGGUGUCACGGCCAGUGGACGAAGGCGCCGAGGACGCACCGCCGACAUAUGAGCAGGCACAGAGUGCGACGCCGUACAUGCCACCACCUGGCCACCCAAGUCACCCCGCAAGCAACCAAAGUCUUUCUCAACAGAACAGCAAUGUCAGCGCUCAGGGUCAAGGCCCAAACGGACAGCGGCCUAUGAUGAUGGGACAAGGGCGAGGCCGGCCUAUGCCUCCUGGGGGCGUCGUCUCAAGCCCGAACGGGAGUCGCGAACGAGAUUGUGUGCUCAUGUGA